AUGUCCAAGUUCGACGCGGCUCCCGAGCACGCCGACCUCAACGCGUCGACGUCCACCUCCAACGAGAAGGCGCCCCAGGCAAAGGUCAACCACCUCGCCCCCGGCAGCCUUGUCGCAAAGAACCACGGCAUCGCCAUGCUCGGCGAGUUUGUCGGCACCACACUCUUCCUUCUCUUCUCUCUCGGCGGUACCUCCGUCGCACUUCAGGCUUCCAACAGCGUCACCGGUGAUGUCAAGGACGGCUCUUCCACUGCCAACACCUCCAACCUCCUCUUCAUUGGUCUCAUGUUCGGCCUUUCGCUCACCGCCAACAUUUGGUGCUUCUUCCGCAUCUCGGGUGGUCUCUUCAACCCCGCCGUCACCUUUGCCUUUGUCCUCAUUGGCGGUAUCACCCCCGUCCGUGGCGCUCUCCUCUUCAUCACCCAGCUCGCUGGUGGCCUCGCUGGCGCAGCCCUCGCCGACGGUCUCACUCCCGGCCCCCUCUACGCUGCCACCACCCUCGGCGGCGGUGCUUCGGUCGCCCGCGGCUUCUGGAUCGAGGUCUUCAUGACCAUCAUGCUUGUCUUCACCAUCCUCAUCGUCGCCGCUGAGAAGCACCGCGGUACCUUUAUGGCUCCCCUCGCCAUCGGCAUCUCGUUCACCAUCUGCGAGAUGUUCUCGGUCUACUACACUGGCGGCUCGCUCAACCCUGCCCGUUCGCUCGGCCCCGCCGUCAUGAACAAGAGCUUCCCCUCGUACCACUGGAUCUACUGGAUUGGUCCUCUUCUUGGUGCCUUCUUCGCCGCCGCCCUCUACAAGGUCUUCAAGUACCUCAACUACCAGACCAACCUCGGCCCCGACUGCGACGGUGACGGCGUUACCUUUGACCACAACAACGACGUCCGCGCCCGCCUCGACCGCAUCGAGACUCUCAUCCUCCGCAACAACAACAUCUCCCAGGUCUAA
Apiotrichum porosum is the source of this 945-nucleotide messenger RNA. RefSeq lists its product as uncharacterized. Gene Ontology annotation, cellular component: plasma membrane. Lineage: Eukaryota; Fungi; Basidiomycota; Tremellomycetes; Trichosporonales; Trichosporonaceae. The transcript is spliced from 4 exons. The coding region runs from base 1 to 945 and encodes 314 amino acids. The record is from RefSeq and is a predicted model, not a curated record. Gene Ontology annotation, biological process: transmembrane transport. Gene Ontology annotation, molecular function: water channel activity.